CGCGCGGUGUCCCUGCGGGCGUCUCGAGCAGAGAGCGGUGCGGCGGCUUGUAGCGCAGCAAGGAGGUGCGGUGCUGGAGGCGACCGUCCCAGCCAACCGCCGCCGCUGUGCCCGCGGGGCGAGCUCGCGAUGGGAGGUGCAGCCCGCGAGCGCGGGAGGAAGGACGCGGCGCUGCCGGGGGCCGGGCUCCCGCCGCAGCAGCGGAGGUUGGGGGAUGGUGUCUAUGAUACCUUCAUGAUGAUAGAUGAAACCAAGUGCCCACCCUGUUCAAACACACUCUGCAAUCCCUCUGAAGCUCCUGUCUCCAGAAGGCUGAACAUUACUGCUGAGCCGUUAACCAGAGACUCCACUCAGCACUUGGUGAGUGGCCCUGAGAUGAAGGUAGAACAGCUGUUUCAAGAAUUUGGCAACAACAGAAGGUCCAGUAAUCUUCAGUCCGAUGGCACCAACAACUCCGAGAAGUCCUCUCCUCCUGUGUCUCAGGGGAAAAGCUCAGAAAGCCUCAAUACUGUGAAACCCAGCAGUUCAUCCAAACCAUCGAAAGUUCUGCCGCUGACUCCUGAGCAAGCCCUGAAGCAAUACAAGCACCACCUCACUGCCUAUGAGAAGCUGGAGAUCGUCAGCUACCCAGAAAUCUACUUCGUGGGUCCAAAUGCCAAAAAGCGACAAGGAGUUAUUGGUGGUCCCAAUAACGGAGGGUACGACGACGCAGACGGAGCCUAUAUUCAUGUACCCCGAGACCACCUAGCUUACCGCUACGAGGUGCUGAAAAUUAUCGGUAAGGGGAGUUUUGGACAGGUGGCCCGAGUCUACGAUCACAAGCUUCGCCAGUACGUGGCCCUGAAAAUGGUCCGCAACGAGAAGCGCUUUCACCGCCAGGCAGCCGAGGAGAUCCGGAUCUUGGAGCAUCUUAAAAAGCAGGACAAAACUGGCAGCAUGAACGUCAUCCACAUGCUGGAGAGCUUCACCUUCCGGAACCAUGUGUGCAUGGCCUUUGAGCUGCUGAGCAUCGACCUGUAUGAGCUCAUUAAAAAAAACAAGUUUCAGGGUUUCAGCGUCCAGUUGGUUCGAAAGUUUGCCCAAUCCAUCCUGCAGUCCCUGGAUGCCCUCCACAAAAACAAGAUCAUUCACUGUGACCUGAAGCCGGAAAACAUUCUCCUGAAACAUCACGGGCGCAGCGCAACCAAGGUCAUUGACUUUGGGUCCAGCUGUUUCGAGUAUCAGAAGCUUUACACGUACAUCCAGUCACGCUUCUACAGAGCCCCAGAGAUCAUCCUGGGCUGCCGCUACAGCACGCCGAUCGACAUAUGGAGUUUCGGUUGCAUCCUUGCAGAACUUCUCACAGGACAGCCCCUGUUCCCUGGAGAGGACGAAGGAGACCAGCUGGCCUGUAUGAUGGAGUUGCUAGGGAUGCCACCACCAAAACUCCUGGAGCAAUCCAAACGUGCCAAGUACUUUAUUAACUCCAAGGGCUUUCCCCGAUACUGCUCUGUGACUACUCAGGCAGAUGGGAGGGUUGUGCUUCUUGGGGGUCGCUCACGCAGGGGUAAGAAGCGUGGCCCCCCAGGCAGCAAAGACUGGGCAACAGCACUAAAGGGCUGCGAUGACUACUUAUUCAUAGAGUUUCUGAAAAGAUGCCUUCAGUGGGACCCUGCUGCCCGCCUCACCCCAGCUCAAGCAUUGAGACACCCUUGGAUUAGCAAGUCUGCGCCCCGACCUCUCACCAUGGACAAGGUGUCAGGGAAACGGGUAGUUAAUCCUACAAACCCUUUCCAGGAACUGGGCUCCAAGCUGCCACCAGUCGUAGGGAUAGCCAGUAAGCUUAAAGCUAACCUAAUAUCAGAAACCAGUGGUAGUAUACCUCUGUGCAGUGUGCUGCCAAAGCUAAUUAGCUAAUGGACUGCUCAGAGAUGCAUAUGCAUGUAUUUUUGAUUACCUUAAAAACAUGCAAAUGGGAAAAAAAUGAAGCCCAUUCACCGAUGGAUAUGUUUUUGUUAGACUAAACUUUUUUUAACAAGGCAGAGCAUUUUUAUAAGACUAUAAAAGAACUCUUCAAGGGCUAAUUGUCUAACCGGCUUGUAUUGGCCAUCUGGAGUGUACAUUAAAUGACUUUUUAUAGGUCAAUGCAUCUUUGUCAUUCUCGUCAACCCAUGUAUUUCUCUCUCGGUU
Acomys russatus (golden spiny mouse) is the source of this 2169-nucleotide messenger RNA. It is a transcript of the gene Dyrk3, whose product is annotated as dual specificity tyrosine phosphorylation regulated kinase 3. Gene Ontology annotation, cellular component: nucleus. Gene Ontology annotation, biological process: peptidyl-serine phosphorylation; cytoplasmic stress granule disassembly; peptidyl-threonine phosphorylation. The record is from RefSeq and is a predicted model, not a curated record. Lineage: Eukaryota; Metazoa; Chordata; Mammalia; Rodentia; Muridae. The transcript has 3 exons. The coding region runs from base 130 to 1896 and encodes 588 amino acids. Gene Ontology annotation, molecular function: protein serine/threonine/tyrosine kinase activity; ATP binding; protein serine/threonine kinase activity.